CUUUCUUUAAAACAGAGCGUAUCAAAUUCCAAAUUAUCCAUCGACACAUUAAACAAGCUUUUACUUUUGUCUCUUCAAUGGCGGACUCGCCAGAGAUUUGAUCACAAAAAUUUUGGAGCGAAACGAAACACAGUAUUAUCAUUACACACCAUAUCCAGAGGCCCACGAAAACAGAGCAGAGAGAAGAGAAAUUCAUAUUUCAGAGACAGCAAAAUCCCAGUCAAAUCACUGCAGAAUUUCCUCCCAUCUAUUUUCAUUCGGGUGUCUCAAUUAAUUGCAUUUCAUAAUCCUCUCUCUCUCUCUCUCUCUCUCUCUCUCUCUCUCUGUGUGUGUGUGUGUGUCUUUGUCUCUGUCGAUACAUCUAUGGCGAGAUUCGAUUAACAGAGAUAGCUACGCGAAGAAUCGCGAGUUUCUUGUUGAAAAGAGAGAUGGAUUUGAGGAAAAUCGUGGUGAUUGUUGAGGACGUUGAAGUAGCAAGAACAGCGUUGAAAUGGGCGCUUAAUAACCUAAUGCGCUAUGGCGAUUUGAUUACUCUUCUUCAUGUAUUUCCUUCUACAAGAUCCAAAAGUAGCUCCAAAGUUCGUAAUCGCCGAUUGAAUGGCUAUCAAUUAGCCCUAACUUUCAGAGACCUCUGUAACACUUUCCCUAAUACAAAGGUAGAAAUCAUUGUGACGGAAGGCGAUCAAGAAGGUAGAAAGACCGCGGCCAUUGUUAGAGAAAUUGGAGCUUCUGUGCUUGUAGUUGGACUCCAUAGCCAUAGCUUUCUAUACAAGAUGGCUAUGGAGGAAGAAGAUUUAACCAGAAUUUUCAAUUGCAAAGUUCUGGCAAUCAAGCAAGCAACGAACACAGCGGAUCAAGAAUCACAAAAGACCAAGAAUGUGGAAGUUAUAGCUGCAACUACGAACGUCUCAACCAAUAUGGAAUUUUCACAGAUCGAGAUUACCAAAUUACAAGCUCCUGAAACUCCUAUGCAGAAAAUUCCAUACAGAAUUUGCCCCGACCCUUAUGCUAUUAUUUGGAGAUCGAGGAAAUCAACGAGAAGAUGGACUUUGUGACAAACAACCAGACUCAGACCCAGACCUUCUUUAUUUAUCUCAACCUUAGCUUCAUUCAUUCCACUAAUGCUCUUUUCUGUUCUAUCUCUUUCCCACACUUCUUUUUAGACCUUGCCAAUAAUGGAGUUUUUUUUUUUUUUUUGUCAUUGUCAACAACAACGUAUGCCCUUGUACACCACACAUCCAGAGUAGAUGAAAAAGAAGUGCACUACAAUUGUAAUCCAUUUUAUCUGAUAUAUAUAUAUAAGUUUUGCAGUUUUUCUUUC
Cucumis melo (muskmelon) is the source of this 1321-nucleotide messenger RNA. RefSeq lists its product as uncharacterized. The transcript has 4 exons. Bases 429 to 1055 code for a protein of 208 amino acids. NCBI's taxonomy places the organism in Eukaryota, Viridiplantae, Streptophyta, Magnoliopsida, Cucurbitales, Cucurbitaceae. The record is from RefSeq and is a predicted model, not a curated record.